AUGAAUUUGCAUCCUCCACCACAGUUUCUACCAGUUCCUGGUAAGCCGUCAAUACCAUGGGAGGAAUGGUACUUACUCUUCGAAACUUACCUUACGGCUUGCGGCGGUGACUCUUUCCCCAGUGAACGCAAAGUUUCUAUCCUGCUAAACUGUCUUGGCGCGGAAGGCCAAAAGCAGUAUCGUCACUUGCCGGAUAUUUCUAUUCAGAGGAGCACGGGAUCGGCUACAACUUCGCCUCAACCUGAUGCCGCGUCUGCUGGAGAUACUGCUCCUCCUCAGGAUCCUUACGUCGUUGCGGUCAUAAAGCUAAGGACUCGUUUCACGACGAGCGUCAACAGAACUGCCGAACGCUACAAAUUUCGUUCGCGGGCUCAGUUUGCUGAAGAAACUGUGGACGAAUAUGUCUCUGCUCUCACGGAACUCGCUUCCACCUGUAGCUUUGGGAGCCUCACCGAAGAAAUGAUCUGCGAUCAAUUUGUUGAGAAAACUGAUCGAAGAGAGAUACGGGAUCGUCUCCUCUUGGAGCCUUCCCUGACCUUGGACUCUGCCUUGGUAAUUGGAAGGCAAGUCGAACAGGCCAUACGAGAAUCGGCUUUGCUGUCGAGUCCAGUUCAUUCUUCGCAAGUAGCAGGAAUACGUAAGAAUGAUUCCGCUCCAGUGAAGGCCAAGUGCUUCAGAUGUGGAUCGGCGAAACACAAGGCAAACCAUCCCUCUUGCCCUGCCAAGGACAAAAUAUGCCGCAAGUGCCACAAGAAGGGCCACUUCGAAUCCGUCUGCCGCUCAAGUACGAAGCAACGGAAGAUGGUGCGCGAGCUCGACGCCUCAGUAUUUGCCGUCACAUCUGCAACACCUUCAGCAAUCUUCUGUCAAGUUGAGGUCGACCAUAUUCUGCUGAGGAUGUUAGUCGACACAGGAUCGUCAGUCUCCUUGCUGCCCAUUACUUUAUACAAGCAGUAUUUCAAGCACCUGCCGCUCGAACAUUCUGCAGUUAAGCUCAAGUCCUAUUCACAUGAAGUUAUUCCUGUCCACGGAACGUUCACAGCUUUGGUGAGCUUCGCCAAACGUUCGAAAGCCUGCACUUUCUACGUCGUAAAGUCUGGAACUCCAAUAUUGGGUAUUGACGCCCUUCAUGCACUGUGUAUCAAGUUGGAUGUCGCACAGCUGAGAUGCUCUCGCGUACAAGCUGAGUCAGACGACAGCAUGGAAUGCACUGUCCCAGAUCAGUUUCCACGUCUAUUUGCCGACGGGUUAGGACUUGCAAGAGGGUUCUCUCAUAAAGUUACUGUCAAGACUUCAGUGAUUCCUGUGCAGCAAAAACUGCGACGGCUGCCAUUAGAAGUCCGACAGAAGGUAUCCGAGGAACUGCAAAAGUUAGAGCAAGCGGACAUCAUCGAGCGGGUUGACGCGUCCGAAUGGGUGUCUCCCAUCGUCGUCGUCUGGAAAAGGACCGGAGAACUGCGCUUAUGCGUCGAUCUACGGAAACCAAACGAAGCAAUCAUUGUGGACAGCCAUCCACUUCCGCACGUAGACGAUCUGUUUCACAAGUUAGCUGGUGCUCAUUUCUACUCGAAAUUGGACCUUUCGUCUGCGUAUCAUCAACUGCAGUUGGCCGAAGAAAGCAGGAACCUUACCGCUUUCAUCACUCACGAGGGUCUUUUCCGCUACAAGAGGGUUUGCUUUGGCCUGGCCUCGGCGGCAGCAGCUUUCCAGAAAAUGUUAUCUACUGUCUUAAAGGGUUGUGAACGAACAAACAAUUCACUACCUGGACGACAAUCUUGUCUUUGGGAAAAACCGCAGGGAUCAUGA
Messenger RNA from Ornithodoros turicata, 1806 nucleotides. RefSeq lists its product as uncharacterized. Gene Ontology annotation, molecular function: zinc ion binding; nucleic acid binding. The coding region runs from base 1 to 1806 and encodes 601 amino acids. The record is from RefSeq and is a predicted model, not a curated record. The transcript has a single exon. Lineage: Eukaryota; Metazoa; Arthropoda; Arachnida; Ixodida; Argasidae.